CUGGAUGCGGGGCCGCUGAUUAAUAAUGAGGGCUGUUUACUGAGCAGUCAGGGGAGAGCUUGGUAAACAGCAGCACAAGCCAAUGGCUGCUCAUUCCUGUCUGCUCUCUCCCUGGUGAUCUCAAGUGUUCCCUGUCUGGGCUGCCAUGGCCAGAAAAGCUCCAGGUUCCUGCACGUGACUCUUUCUGUAACUCUGCCUUGUCAGUUCCUGGGCCAGCGUCCUGCAGCCGGAGAUUCAUGGUAUUCUGACCCAUCCCCGGCCCUUGCAGAAAUAAGGCAGCGAUGUUUAUAACCGUUCUGUAUGGAGAUAACGAAGAGAUACUGUUUAAUAUCAACUGUAAAGUUCAACUCCUUCUGGAAAGUAUGAAGAACUCCUGUCACUAUGGAAACGAAGGAGACGUGGAACUAGCAGACGACAGCGGGCAGGUGAAGAAUCUCCUGGACAACCAGCAGCGAUAUGCUAAUGAGCUUCUCAGAGAGAGAGAGACCUGCGUCCUACUCGCAGUGACCAGACCGCCAGACUCCUCAGAUGUCAUAUUUACACCCUUACUGAAUGAUGAUACUAUUGUCAAUUCCAAAUUCCUGGCCAAGUUGGGAAACUGGGGAGAAUCAAAGGACUCCAGUCGUAAGACAAAAUCGCGAAAGUCUAACAAAAAAGCUACUGUAGUCAUUUCCACCUCUCCCGAAGCAACAGGAAAACAGAGCACUUCUUCCCGAAAAAAACCCGUAAAGCCAUAGCCAUCGGUACAUUCGCCUCUUCACGUACACUCGAAUCCUGGCUGCCUUUGUUCAGUUGGGGGUUUUUUUACCCCUUCAGAUAUAUGUUUAGAGAAGAGAUGGUUUGAACACAGUUUAUACAUAAAAAUAAAAUUGACUUGUCCAUUUAAAGUAUUUAGAAAGGACCUGCAGGAGAAAUAGGGGCUCCUGUCGACAUGUGGGUGGAGAAGGACAUAGAGGAACCUGAAGUGAGAUGGGCUUUAAAUGAUGUUGCAAUUUAAAGGUAGAUGGAGAACAAUGUAGGGGAUGUGAGUGCGGUGUUGAAUCAAACAAUUCGAAAGAAAGGUGUUGGAGAAUACAAACCGGGCAGGAGAGACGCGGUAGAGAAGUGAACACAGAGAAGGCUGAAGAGAGGUAGUGGAGAACACAAAGAUGCCAGAAGAGAAAUGGUGGACAAUACAAAGAGGUCAGAAGUGAGGUCGUGGGGAAUACAAAAAAAGGAUGAAGAGAAGGGGUGGAGAACGCACAGAGGCCAAAAGAGAGGAGGUGAAGAAUACACAGAAGCCAGAGGAGGGGUGGAGCACACAAAGCUGAAGAGUGGAGGUGAAGAGCACACACAGGACAGAAGAGUGAUGGUGGCAAACAACGAGUCUGGAUGAGAGGUGGUGAAGACACAGAGGCUAGGAGAGAGGUGUAGAACCUAACUAGUCCAGAAGAGAGGUGUAGAACAUAACUAGUCCAGAAGAGAGGUGUAGAACAUAACAAGUCCAGAAGAGAGGUGUAGAACAUAACAAGUCCAGAAGAGAGGUGUAGAACAUAACAAGUCCAGAAGAGAGGUAUAGAACAUAACAAGUCCAGAAGAGAGGUGUAGAACAUAACAAGUCCAGAAGAGAGGUGUAGAACCUAACUAGUCCAGAAGAGAAGUGUAGAACAUAACUAGUCCAUAAGAGAGGUGUAGAACAUAACAAGUCCAGAAAGAGAGGUGGUGGAGAACACAUAGAAGGCUGAAUAAAAGUUGUGGAGAUCAGAGGCCAGAAGAGAGGAGAUGGAGAAUACAAAGAGGAGAGAGAAGGGGUGGAGAACACAAAGAAAGCUGAAGAUAGAUGGUGGAUAACACAAAGAGGUCAAAGAAGAGGUAUUGGAGAAUACAAAGAAGUAAAAAGAGAAGUGGUGUAGAACACAAAUAGAUCAGGAGUGAUAAUUCAUGAAGGGUUGGAGAGAUGUUAAGUACAUCUAGAAGGAUCUAGACAUUUUAGUACAGAAAGGAACAGAGAAAGAUGUGGAGAACAGAGGCGAGUAGAGGAGAACAUGGAAGUAUUAGAGGAGAAUAGGAGGGAUGUAGAAAUGGAACUACAGUAAGAGAAGGAUCUACUGCAGCUUACAGAUGAUUGUAGAAGUGUCAGAAGAGAGGAGAGAAGAAGGAAUAUAAAGAUGAAGUGUACUGAAAAGGAUCUAGAAAUAAGAGAGGUGAAUAGUAAUAAGGUCCAUAUGACAGGUGGGUGGAGAUUAUGAGCAUCUUAUUAAAGCAGUAGGCCUACUGUAUGUGCAGGAAUAAUGCUUGUCCUCCAGGGAAAGAAAAAAACAACGUAAUGACCCCCUGUUGCUUUGUAGGACCUGUCCUCCUCUUGUGCUUCUCUGGUGGGCAAUCCUCUUGCAGUCCCAAUUCUCAAGCAUGAUCUAAUGCACAGGUUCUCAAACUCGGUCCUCAGGACCCCACACAGUGCAUGUUUUGCAGGUCUCACAGAAUCACAAGUGAAAUCAUUUGCUCCACCUGUGGACCUUUUAAAAUGUGUCAGUGAAUAAUGAAUACACCUGUGCACUUGCUGGGUUACCUGCAAAAUAUGCACUGUGUGGGGUCCUGAGGACCGAGUUUGAGAACCACAGAUCUAAUGUAUUAACUAUAUCACCCGUAGUGCUGUAGAAAAACUAGUGCUGCUUGUUUCGAAAAUAAAGGCAAAAGGAAGGUUACUAUGAGAAACACAGCCCUUCCCUCACCAUCUCCUGCGGAACAGUAUUCACAAUUGUCACACAUUAUGUCCAGAGGUGAAAGGACGGGUCCAUUUGUAAACAUCCUAUUACCAUGGCAGGUCAAUUAAACAACUUUUUUUUUGACAAUGAA
Molecule: messenger RNA, 2835 nt
Organism: Pseudophryne corroboree (corroboree frog)
Lineage: Eukaryota; Metazoa; Chordata; Amphibia; Anura; Myobatrachidae
Exons: 6
Coding region: 282-737 (151 amino acids)
Source: RefSeq, a predicted model, not a curated record